Molecule: messenger RNA, 882 nt
Organism: Mollisia scopiformis
Lineage: Eukaryota; Fungi; Ascomycota; Leotiomycetes; Helotiales; Mollisiaceae
Exons: 2
Coding region: 1-882 (293 amino acids)
Source: RefSeq, a predicted model, not a curated record
AUGAUCUCAACGACCUCUUUACCAAAACAAAUUUUUUCCAUCCGCGUCAACCCCAGGAUUCCUCAACGCGACCACCUUUUAAUAUCCCGAUCACCAAUUCUUCCUGUGAAAGCAGCAUCACUUCUUGCGAGCAAUACCGCAGCAAUGCCUUCGUACAAGAUUCCCAAUGACGAGGUCUGGUUCACGGACGACGUCGAACCCAUCCCUGAAUCCCCUCCUAAGAUCCCUCAACGCUCCCAAGGCCUUACCUUCGGUGAGAUGCUUGAGAGAGCCAUUGACCUCAACAUCUCAACUGUCGUCUCCUUCGAGGAACUCUCUCUCCGUCUCUAUCGCCAUGAUCUCAACGCGAUGGUCGACGACUUGACCGACAAGACCUACGCUACCGAGUUGGGCUACGGCAAAUUCUCUUUCAUGUCUCAGGAGGACACCCGGGACAUUGUUCUCCAGCGUCUCGACUUAAAGAACCAAGCUGGUGAGCAGAUGAUUGCCAAGAUCGAUGAGCUCUCUAUUGCAUUGAAGAAGGAGAUCAACGUCGAAAUUCAAGAAGCUCAUGAUCGAAUCAUCAGCAACGCCGCUGAACUGGAUAUCCGCGUUACCUCCGAGAGUAAUGUCACGCCGGAGACCGCUACUGUCCCGAAGAGCAAGGUCGUCCUGAUGAACACUGCCGCCACGAAGAGCAAGCGUGUCUCGAUGAGCAAUGCUACCACGAAGAGCAACGGUGUCCCCAAGCACACUGCUGCCCCGAAGAACAAGCAUGUUUCAUUGAACAACGGGGUUCCAGAGAGCAUGCAGUUCACUUUCCAACUUCCUAUUAGACCUAGACGUCAGGUUCAAGCCCGAGAAGUUGAGGAGGUCAAGCCUUCUUCUAUUGCUAAGCAAUAG